This is a messenger RNA of Bipolaris sorokiniana ND90Pr, 1131 nucleotides long. RefSeq lists its product as uncharacterized. Gene Ontology annotation, biological process: regulation of transcription by RNA polymerase II; DNA repair; regulation of cyclin-dependent protein serine/threonine kinase activity. The transcript has 3 exons. NCBI's taxonomy places the organism in Eukaryota, Fungi, Ascomycota, Dothideomycetes, Pleosporales, Pleosporaceae. Gene Ontology annotation, cellular component: transcription factor TFIIH holo complex. The record is from RefSeq and is a predicted model, not a curated record. The coding region runs from base 190 to 1068 and encodes 292 amino acids.
UGUUACAACAAUCUUCGUAUGUAAUCAUUCACAAAAGUCGCCAUCGCAUUAUUUUGUCCACUCGUAUCGGGGCAGCAAACCAUGCUGUCGGUCUAAUAGAGCAAUAAGCGAAAUCCUACCGCUGAGUAAUCAGCCCAAAUCAAGUCACUUGCCUGCGGAGCUUCACAUUAUCUUCGCCUCACCUCCGCCAUGUCGAGAUCCGGACGCGCAACAGGCGCGUCGAAGCAGGAUAGCGGCGUAUGCCCCGUCUGCAAGGCAUCGGGUUACCUUGACCCGAACAUGCAAUUCAAAAUCAACCCUACGUGCUAUCAUUCCAUGUGCGAUACCUGUGUCGAACGUCUGUUUGGAGGUAACAAAGGAAACAAUAUAUGUCCUGUGGCGGGAUGUGCAAAGACGUUGGCAUACAGGAACUUUCGAAGGGCGACCUUUGAAGACCUGAAGGUGGAACGGGAGGUGGAUCUGCGAAAGAAGGUUAUGAAGAUUAUGAACAAAACAGAAGACGAUUUCGAGACGUUGAGAGACUACAACGAUUACCUGGAGCAGGUGGAAGAGAUGACUUGGAACCUUAUUCUCAACAUUGAUGUGGACGCGACAUGGAACAAGCUCCAUCGGUUUGAAGCACUUCAAAAAGCAGACUCAAAUGCCGCUAGCACAAAGCGCGACGCUGGGAAGACAGGUGAUGCCAAAGGUGCUGGCCAGAAGGAUGAUGGCGCUGAUCUCAUGUUCCGUGGACUCAAGAAAUACGUCCCGCCACCAAAGGAGCCGCCCUUCGAUCCAUGGGGAGGAUACAACAUUGCACCUCAGUACUACGUACUGCAAGACAAUUACGAUGUCGACUGGUAUGCGCGUAUGAAGAAAGACUCGACACAUCUUGUUGGAGGACACAGCCUGCAAGAAUACUGCGAUCGCGCGUUGCGUGAGGCCUUUGGAGGCUUCGGGGUCUUCAUCGAGGAUGAGAUCGCAGCAAGGGAUGCUCCGUCCAUGUCCAUGGAUGCAGAUAUCGGCACCGAACAUGCAGCAGCGGCUGCCAUGAGUGGGAAGGAGGCGAACAUGGACGACAUCUUCUAAUCUUCUUCUACUAUGAUACCCGGCAUAAUGCCAACAUUGGGCGGCGUUUGCAAAAGAUCAGUG